Messenger RNA from Leucoraja erinaceus (little skate), 5621 nucleotides. RefSeq names its product peroxisomal biogenesis factor 13 (gene pex13). Gene Ontology annotation, cellular component: peroxisome; peroxisomal membrane; peroxisomal importomer complex. The transcript is spliced from 4 exons. The record is from RefSeq and is a predicted model, not a curated record. The coding region runs from base 106 to 1293 and encodes 395 amino acids. Gene Ontology annotation, molecular function: protein binding. Gene Ontology annotation, biological process: protein import into peroxisome matrix, docking. Lineage: Eukaryota; Metazoa; Chordata; Chondrichthyes; Rajiformes; Rajidae.
CGUUCCAUUGGGCGGUGUCUACGCGUUCCAUUGGCUGUAACGGAGGGUGACCGCCGCUGAAGUGUGGAGAGGUCGCAUUAAACUCAUGUUUUUGGAGCAAAAAAAAUGAUGGGAUCACAGCCGCCUCCUAAACCCUGGGAACGACGAAUCCCGGGACAUAUGAGCGUCCCAUCCUUCCAAUCUGCUGAUUUGGUAUCAGGCUUGCCUUCAAGACAAGGACCGAAUGUGGUUACACGGAUUCCGCCUCCUGUUCCGCCAAGGUCAACACAACAGUCUGGAGUUGGCAAUCUCAACACCUACAGAUCUCCUUAUAGCAGCUUCUCUUCAGCACACACACCGUAUGGGAGUUCUUUGUAUGGAAGCUAUAGCCCUUACAGUUAUGGAUAUGGAGGUCUGGGCUACAACAGAUUUCGAACAGAUGAUGUACGUCCCAGCACAUUUGUACGUGAGGCUGAAGAAAGCAGUAGAGGAGCGUUUCAGUCUAUAGAAAGCAUCGUUCAUGCAUUUGCUUCUGUCAGUAUGAUGCUUGAGGCUACUUUUUCAGCUGUUUACAAUAGUUUCAGAGCCGUCUUGGAUGUUGCUAAUCACUUUUCCAGGCUCCGAGUGCAUUUCACCAAAGUUCUGUCAGCAGUUGCGUUGAUCCGAACUUUUAAGUAUAUGUGCAGGAAGCUGCAAAGAUUACUUGGCCUGCGGAACUACUCUGAGGUUGAAGAUUUAUGGGCAGACAGUGCUGGUUCCGUGGUCCCACCUGGAGCUGAAGACAAGAUACCUGGGUCGGGCAAAUCCUGGCCCAUAUUUUUGUUUUUUGCAGUCGUUCUGGGCGGCCCUUAUGUCAUAUGGCGAUUAUUAAGCUCCGCUACUUCUGAACCAGAAUCAACCAGUUGGGCAAACGGAGAAGAUGAUCAUAUUGUUGCAAGAGCAGAGUAUGAUUUCACUGCUGGCACAGAAGAAGAGAUCUCAUUCCGUUUGGGUGAUAUGAUCAACCUGGCUCCUAAAGAACAACAGCCAAAAGUACGUGGGUGGUUGCUGGCCUGUUUAGAUGGCCAAACAACUGGAUUGGUGCCAGCCAAUUAUGUCAGAGUUUUAGGUAAAAGGCGAGGCAGAAGGCAAGUGGAGCAGGAACACAUUGCAAAGCAGCAGCCACAGACACAAGAUAAUUCAACAUGUGAAGGAACUUCAUUCAAGGAAGAAGAGGCCGUCUUUGAAUCUGCUUUUACUGAAACUUCCAAGCAGAAUACAGAGUCUGACACAAUGGAAUCUAUAAUUGCUGGGAAAGAUGUAAUAAAUGUCUGAAAUUACUCCUAUUAAUCGAAAGAUAGAAUCUUCCUCAUCUGCUCUUCUGAUCUAUAAAAUUGUAUCAAUAGUUUUUAUGCUUCUAGUGUACCAUAUUCUUUAAUUCGCAACCACACAAAAGAUUCUUUGAUAAAGGAAUUGGGUGCAUAAAGUAUACUUUAUUUGCCACCCACCCGAAUGUAUCCAUGUACUUGGUCUACAUGUACCUGAGAAAUAAUACCUGUGUGAACAAUAAUUAACUAACAUUUUAAUCUUGGCUUGAGAUUUCAACAACUCCGAUGAGGUUGGCUGUUUGAAUAAGUUGUUUCUCCAGGGAGAUGUGGAGCUGAUUCAAUUGGCAGCAAUCUGUGAUAUUAGUAUCAUUCAAAGCUUACUGAAUGUCUAAAAUUUGGAACACUCAGGGUUUUUGGUGUUUGUGUAAUUGGUAACGUUAUGGUAAUUUUUGGAUUAAGUAUUGGUUGUGAUGCGCAGGUCUGUAAUAAUUAUACUACAUUGCCCAUAAACUCAUAAAUGAAUGGACAAAAGCAAACAUCUGAAGUAAUCAUAUAUUCUUAAACUGUUGACUAAUUUUGUUACUGAAAUGAUUAUGUCUGAGGUAAUGUCUCCAAUUGAUUGAAUAGCCAUAAACUUGUAUUAAUUUACUGGAAUGAUACGAUUUUCAACUAUUAUAACAAGGAUAUAUUUUUUUCAAACUAAUAAUGGUGGCUAGGUAAGAUUGUAUAAUCUUCUUGCUUUAAAAACUCAUAAGGAGUGAAGUUGAUGUACAAUCCAGUAUCGUAGAAUGGGUAUGACGAUGUAAAUUAUGAAACAUAAUUAUAAAGUAAUAUGAUGGAGGCACAUCUACAAGUAGAAUAAAUGGAGCUGAUCAUCGUGUAGCAUGAGCAGUAUAUGAUUUCACUGCUGGGGCAGAAGAAGACCGCAUUAAGUUCAGGUGCUUUGCUCAGCCUAUCAAGAUCUGGUCUAUUCAUAUCAAUAUAAUUUCUUAACCAAGUUCCAUAAUCCAAACUUUAUUACUAUAAUAUUAGCCAAUAAAACGUGUAUGGUGUUUGAAUUGUGCAAAUUUACACAUAUUUAAUGGCUUGCCCCUCAUCCUUUUGCAUUUUCCAGAGAUUGGUGAGUGUGCCAAUGCCUAAAAGAUGUGCAACAAAGGUAAAAGCCUACAUUUAAAUUAGGUCUGUGCAAUUAUUUAAAUCAUUGCAGUUGUAUACAUUUCUUGUAUUUAAUGUUAUUUACCAGCUUAUUAUCACCAUGACACUGAAUAAUUGUACCUGUAGACAGUCUGAUGUAGUGCAUGUAGAUUAGGAGGAUCCUUGGCCUGAUGUUAAUGCACCUGGCAGUUAGUGUGGUGGAAUUGACCUCUGAGCCCCUAUGCCACUGCACAAGUGAACAAUAGACCAAAAUUAUGAGACCUGAUUUGAAUGUAAGAGGUAAUUCUGAUGUGUAGGAUGGAACUGCAGAUGCUGGUUUACACUGAAGAUAGACACAAAAAGCUGGAGUAACUCAGUGCGACAAGCAGCAUCUCUGGAGAGAAAUAUGGGCGACUUGUCGGGUUGAGACCCUUCUUCAGACUGAAAUAAUUCUGUUAUAAAGACAUCUGCCCAAGAUUUUGGCAAAACAAGACAGCAUUUGCAAGCUGAAAUGGUGGUGUUUUGUCUACUUGUGUGAAAAAUUCUGGGUCUACAGCCACAGAAAUUUGAUAAGUUAAUUGUAUGGCAAUACUUGAUUCUUACGGUUUGCUACUCGAGAGUGAACUUACUGCAGUUUCUCAGCAGUAAUGCUUGGUAAUUGGCAUGUCGCUUGUGUAGUACUUGGAGUCUGGUUCAACUUGCAAUGCAUUCAGAAAGUAUUCAGACCCCUUCACUUUUUCCACAUUUUGUUAUGUUACCUUAUUCUAAAAUGGAUUAAAUUCUUUUUUUUUUUUUUAAUCAUCAAUCUACACACAAUACCCCUUAAUUAAAAAAAAGCAAAAACAGGUGUUUAGACAUUUUUGCAAAGUAAUUAAAAAAUAAAUAACUGAAAUAUCACAUUUACAUAAGUAGUCAGACUUUGUUGAGGCAACUUUGGCAGUGAUUACAGCCUCAAGUCUUCUUGGGUAUGACACUACAAGCUUGGCACACCUGGAUUUGGGUGAUUUCUCCCAUUCUUCUCUGCAGAUCCUCUCAAGCUCUUGGGUUGGAUGGGGGGGGGCGUCGAUGCACAGCUAUUUUCAAGUCCCUCCAGAGAUGUUCGAUCGGGUUCAAGUCCGGGCUCUGGCUGGGCCAAUCAAGGACAUUCACAGACUUGUCAUGAAGUCACUCCUGCCUUGUCCUGGCUGUGUGCUUAGGGUUGUUGUCCUGUUGGAAGGUGAACCUCUGCCCCAGUCUGAGGUCCAGAACGCUCUGGAGCAGGUUUUCAUCAAGGACCUCUCUGUACUUUGCUCCGUUCAUCUUUCCCUCGAUCCUGACUAGUCUCCCAGUUCCUGCCGCUGAAAAACAUCCACACAGCAUGAUGCUACCACCACCAUGCUUCACCGUAGGUAUGGUAUUGGCCAGGUGAUGAGCGGUGCCUGGUUUCCUCCAGACGCGACGCUUGGCAUUCAGGCCAAAAGAGUUCAAUCUUGAUUUCACCAGACCAGAGAAUCUUGGUUCUCAUGGUCUGAGAGUCCUUUUGGUGCCUUUUGGCAAACUCCAAGGUGAAUGCACUGUCACGUGCCUUUUACUGGGUAGUGGCUUCUGUCUGGCCACUCUACCAUAAAGGCCUGAUUGGUGGAGAUAUAGUUGUCCUUUUGGAAGGUUCUCCCAUUUCGACAGAGAAACUCUGGAGCUCUGUCAGAGUGACCAUCGUUUUCUUGGUCACCUCCCUGACCAAGGCCCUUCUCCCCUGAUUGCUCAGUUUGGCCGGGCAGCCAGCUCUAUGAAGAGUCCUGGUGAUUCCAAAGUUCUUCCAUUUAAAAAUGACAGAGGGCCACUGUGCUCUUCGGGACCGGCAAUGCUGCAGAAAUUGUUUUAUACCCUUCCCCAGAUCUGUGUCUUGACACAAUCCUGUCUCGGAGGUCUAGGGACAAUUCCUUCGUCUUCAUGGCUUGGUUUUUGCUCUGACAUGCACUGUCAACUGUGGGACCUUUAUGUAGACAGGCGUGUGCCUUUCCAAAUCAUGUCCAAUCUAUUUAAUUUACCACUGGUGGACUCCAAUCAAGUUGUAGAAACAUCUCAAGCAUAAUCAAUGGAAACAGGAUGAACCUAAGCUCAAUUUUGAGUGUCAUAGCAAAAGGUCUGAACACUUAUGUAGAUGUGAUAUUUCAGUUAUUUUUAAUUACUUUGCAAAAAUGUCUAAACACCUGUUUUUGUUUCUUUCUUUGGGGGUAUUGUGUGUAGAUUGAUUUAAAAAAAAUGAUUUUAAUCAAUUUUAAAACGAGGCUGUGACAUAACAAAAUGUGGAAAAAGUGAAGGUCUGAAUACUUUCUGAAUGAACUGUAAGUGACCUAUUCAUUUCAAUAGAGAUGAUUAGCUGCAAGGGAGCAGGUGAUGUUUUUUUGUCUUGAAUUGAGAUUAUUUAAAUAUAUUUAAUUGUUUAGGGAUUUUUGAUGUCCAUUUUUUUUAAAUCUUAAUUUUAAUGUAACGUUUUAAAGUUUGAAUGUCAGAUGUAUUAUGCUUGACAGAUGGUGAUGCCUGGAGUGAGGCUGCUUAAGCUGUGCGAGUCCCUGGGAUUUUUGAUUGGAGAGUUUGGCAGUGGAUAGACGGUGAACUGCUAGGGGAAAGUUAUAUAGCCCUUGGAGAUUAGUAUUUUGACUAGAUCAGUGAGCCUGGUGAAACAAUUGAAUAUAUAUAAUUCAAUUUUAUUUUACUUGUGAAGAAGAUAAUCAGCAAUAUUUGGUGUUGCGAGAUCCACUUUUACCUUUGUUUCCAGUUCAGAAGAUAACACCAAUGUAUACUUAAAAAAUAUAUAUGCUGAUGUGCAAAAAUAACAUUUUUCAAAUUAUUUUCUUUCCUCUAGUGCAUUAGAAAUAUUGAGGCAUGAGAAAUGUUAGGCAAAUUCAGAAUCAGUACAUGAAACAUCUGUUAAUGCAUGACAUUAUGGCUAUUCUAAAAGGGUUAGAAGUAAGAUUUUUAUUUUUUUCAAAAAAAAUCCUAUCGUAUAAAUGGAGAGUAUUAAUCUGUUUUUUCCUGCAUCUCCUUACUAAAUAUUUCAAUGGUACUUGUCAACAGUUCCAUGUGUUAGUUUUAACUAUGCUUUGAACUGAUGUAUAACACAUGUGUUCAUUAACGCAUGAGCGACAUGCAGAUUAUCUGGAACCCAUUUUUGAAAACACUGCAAUUAUUUUUGUAAUAAAAUUAAUUUUGCCACAAAAA